Molecule: messenger RNA, 4864 nt
Organism: Lindgomyces ingoldianus
Lineage: Eukaryota; Fungi; Ascomycota; Dothideomycetes; Pleosporales; Lindgomycetaceae
Product: DUF1709-domain-containing protein
Exons: 6
Coding region: 219-4547 (1442 amino acids)
Molecular function (GO): GTP binding
Source: RefSeq, a predicted model, not a curated record
CCAUCUUCUCCCUCACCUCUUCAACAAGUCAAGAGCGCCUGCGCUUCCCUUCGACAUUCGCUUCUUCUUCCUGAGCAUUUAUUCAGCGCACAUAUAUCCCAUCUGCGCAAAGCCUCCUCGAGGGAGCUUUGCGGCCCCAUCAUUCGCAAUCAUUCCACGCCAGUGCAGAUAAGGCAACUUGCAUCGACAAUCCCUCCCGCCAGCUCACGUCGACGAGCAUGCCUCGCAACGAAGCGGUAUCGCCGCUGCGCAUAAACAAAACGCCAACGGCAUCACCAGCCAAAGGUGGCUCUUUCUCCCGCCCGCUCUCUGAGAUUGGGUCCACCGAACAUAGAAGGAACUCCCCGAGCUUCAACCAAACAACGAAGAAAAUCAUGUUUACCAAGGAGUCCUCUCCAUUCGAUGCCUCACCCUUCACCAAUAGCCCGCGCCUGUUCUGGAAGGAGCAGACCAUCUCGCCGAAAGCCCGAUUUGGAUCCGAAAACGACUACGAGCGCGAACCCUCGCUGUCGCCAAAGCGCUCCUCCAUUGAGAACCUCAAGAAGGCUUCCCGAGUCAAGAACAGCAGCAUGUUUGCCCGCGAGCAGAAGAACGAGUACGACCCCGCUUCCUGCCAGCCGUUCGAGCGACCACUUGCUGCCGGUCGCCCCUUGAGCACGCAAGUGCAGGGCAAUGCUUACGGCGGAACCGGCCUCACCGGCCUCCGUAAACAAGACGAGAAGUUUCGGAGCCAUCGGCGCGGCGAGAGUCUGAGCAAAAUUCCCACUCUUAGCCCAUCUAAGACAUCUCCUGGCAAGCUCCAAACCUUGUCAGCGUAUACUUCUCCAGCGAAGGAGAAGCCGUCUCCCAAUGAGGGACGUACCUCCCCAAGCAAGUCCUCUCUUGUUAGCCAUGGCCGGUUCAACUCAAUUGAAUACAAUCCGGACUCCAGCAUGUGGUCUGAGGACGACGAGCAGCUCAAGCACGAGACCCCUCGCCCAUUGCGCCGCCAUGCUAAGAGCGUGACCUUUGAUGCUGCUCCUCCCACAAUCAACGAGUACGAGAUGGUGACGCCCGAUCCGUCAUCUAUCGCAUCUGGCUCACGAGAGGGCAGCUAUGAGUCCGAGGAGGAUGAAGAUAUGAGUUUCGAUCAGGAUGAUAGCUUCGAUGCCUCUCUCGAAGAUACCGACAAGACUCCAGUCGUGCUUCCUGAAGAUUGGCGCCACAUGAGCCCAGAAGCUGCCAACACGUCGCUUGCGGAUACUUUUGAUGAUCCAUUCGAUGGUCGCGACAAUAGCCCAAUGCCGAGUGCUCGUCCCAAUGGCGUCACGAAGCCGAACAGUUCACGCCAUGGUUCGACCAAUUCUGACGGCGAAUCAAGGCCACUUCCCCCCCUGCCAGGAUUGGAAGCGUACAAUGACCAUCGUCGACGCGAUUCAAGCAUCGGUCUGUCAGCUGCUGCAGAACGCGCAAGCGGCAACCGUCGAUCGCUCCCUCAGCUUCCGCAAGCCGCGGGAUUUUCCAAGUCCGAUCUUCUAAGCAUGCGAGAGGGAUCCAUGUCCCUUGAGGAUAGGCUGCGUCUUAUGAAUUUUGACGACGAGCGUAACACCAGUACUCCUACUCAAGAGAGCCACGACACCACGAAGAAGGAGUUGGGUCUCGGAAUCCAAGUCCAAGAGAUUGAGGCUGAUGACGCGACCGAGUCCGAGAUUACGGUUGAUGGUCCCAAAGUACAACGGAUCUCUCGCGAAUCUAUUCUCCGCAAGGUUAAGAGCCGCAACUUCGACGAAUACGACAGCUACAACUAUGAUGUCGAGUCAAGUCCAGAGCGCAGCUAUGGCGACUUAGCUGAUCUAGAUCCGGAUGUUCCUAUUCCCUCCCGUGAAGCUUCCUCCAACUUCGAUGAACAUCCUCGACAGCCUGCGGCAAACCCUGACGACGAUGGUGAUAGCGUCCUUGACGCCUACUCCAUGGCUGAGACUACUGAUAUGUACACUGAAACCUCAGUGCUCGAAUAUGAGCGCGAUGGCUCUGUCAUUCGUCAUGAGAUUAAGAAUGAACCCCAGGAUGAUGAUGAUACAAGCCAGUACUCACCUCAACCGGACGAACAACCGACCUCUCAGAGCACAAUUGAUUCGGAUGGACCACCGACACCUACAGCAUCGAAUCCAUCGCCUUUGGCGGCUGAGAAGGAAACAAAGCGAAACGAAAUGUUUUCUUCCUUUAACGACGACGAUCUGCAGCUACGGCUAGAUCCAUUCAAGGAUUCUUGCAAGACCGCUCCCAGUCCGUUUGAUUCCGCACCUAAGAUUGGAGCGAUGCGGCAAUUUUUGCACCGUCCUGCCACACCUGAGGAGUCAGAUAUACAGCUUGAAGAGCCGGGCACUCCUGACUCAGUCAUCCGUCAUCCAGUAGUAAUCUCACCCCCCGAACGAGAUUCGCCAAUCGUUCCUGAGCCAGUCGCAACAAUCAAAGGUGCUGGCGGCAGGCUCAAGACACGCCCAUCUCUUGCUCCAUCAGAUAUCGAAACUAUGGCAGCAGCCAGGCGCAAGGUCAGCGGUGAACGUCCUCCCCCAGUCCCAGAGCGAAGCCCUAAACGCCAGUCUCUUAGCCUUGACUUUGGUCACAUUGAAGAGGGCGACUCUCAGGGAGAGAACAGCGAUGGAUCAAACAAGGAGAAUCUCAUGCUUGAUAUUCCCAUUGGUGACGAUGCGAAUGAUCUCAGCUUCGGGCUAGACAGGGAAUUCGAGAACAUUAUCGAGGCCCAGAAGAAGGGGUAUCUUAUGCGACAGAACACCAAAGUCGUCGUUGCCACUGCUCGCAACUUUAGUGAUAGCAGCAAUGAGCAUGCUGCUGAAGGGAAGCCUGCAGCCGAGAGGGUCUCAAAGUCUGCAAACAGCAGCCCACGAAAGACAAGCGCUGAACGCAAGCCCGCAUGGACAACCGAACCUUGGAAUGGUAAGAUGAGGAGACGGAGUAUUCGAACAACCUCGGGUUCGCGUCGUGCCGCUGCUAAUAGUGUUGCGCCUCCUCUUCCUGGCCAAGAAUCUGCCGUCACGGGUGGCCUUGACUCGGUUGCCGAGCAGAAUGGCCAAGAGGAUGACUUUGAAGAUGGUGCGGAGAGGGGUAGAUUAUUCGUCAAGGUUGUUGGGGUUAAAGACCUUGACCUUCCCCUGCCAAAGACUGAACGCACAUGGUUUCAACUCACACUUGACAAUGGCUUGCAUUGCGUGACCACGUCAUGGUUGGAGCUCGGUCACAACGCGCCCAUUGGACAAGAAUUCGAACUUGUUGUGCUCGACGAUCUCGAAUUCCAACUUACUCUCCAGACUAAGCUCGAGCCUCCUGCCCAACCUCAAGUCACUGCCGCGCCGGCUAAAGUGAUCAAUCACAAGAAGUCACACUCUGCCUUCCGUAAUCUGCUCUCCUCUCCGAAGAAGCGAAAGGAGGCAGAGAGGAAACUGCAAGAAGAGAAUGAGCGCCUAGCACUGAAACAGCAACAGGAGGCUCAGGCCAAGCUCAACCGCCAACCUACUGCGUGGGACCUGUUGCAUGAUUUGGUCGGGCCAGAUGGCUCAUUCGCACGUGCCUACGUUUGCCUCAAGAAUCACGAGAAUCAAGCAUAUGGUCGUCCUCUCAAUGUCGAUAUUCCUUGCUUCAACGAGUGGGCUGUCGAUGAGGCCGGUAUGAGCAGCGUCAAGAGCAAACGCGGUGGUGUCGUGCGACGACCUCCGUACCGUGUUGGAAAGCUCGCCUUGCAGCUUCUCUAUGUCCCCAAACCGAAAAGUGCCAAGGAUGAAGACAUGCCUAAGAGCAUGAGUGCUUGUGUGCGAGAACUGAAGGAUGCUGAAGAAAUCAAACAGAAGAACUGGGAGGGUCAUUUAAGUCAACAGGGUGGUGACUGCCCGUACUGGCGCCGCCGCUUCUUCCGUCUCAAUGGCACAAAAUUGACGGCCUAUCACGAGGCUACACAUCAACCUCGUGCAACCAUCAAUCUUGCCAAAGCAACCAAACUCAUCGACGACAAGUCUGCUCUCCAACAACCUUCUUCGACCAAGAAUGGCGGACGUCGUAAGUCUGCCUUCGCGGAAGAAGAGGAAGGCUACAUGUUCGUUGAGGAAGGAUUCCGCAUCCGCUUUGCGAAUGGCGAAGUUAUUGACUUCUACGCCGAUAAUGCGGCCCAGAAGGACGAAUGGAUGAAAGUCUUGUCGGAGUGUGUGGGUAAGGAUGUCAAUAGCGGCAAAGGCUGGACAGACAUGAUUCUUGACAAGGAGCGGCGGGAAAAGAUGCGCUCACAGCUUUCUCCUCAGUUAGCUCAAGCUAAAGCACUCCGGGAGAAUGCGAAUGCGGCUCAGCAACAGUCGCGUCCGAGAUCUCAACCUACACAUGAGAGCGGAGCGAGGACGGCGCCCUCAAGUCCGGUAAAACAUGGCCAUGCUAGAACACAGUCUCAUGCUCCUCCUCCACCAGUUGAGAAGGAUGCACGGCAUAGAAGCGGUGUCCCGAGGCAGAGGGAAUCUGGAAAGGGAUCGGGAAGGAGAGAUCAGGUUCGAUCGAUGAUCUUCUAAGUGACACUCACCCUCACUUUCUCAUUUCUUUGAGUCCACAUUCUGUCUUUGGAUACCAAACUUCACCUUUAGGGAAAUUGAUGACAAAGGUGCUGAGCGCCAAUGUUGCGGAGAUUAAUGUUGAUAUAACAUUUCGGAACACUUUCGAUCGUUUUGGCAAACUGUAUAGCUCGACUAGAUCGCUUGACAUCUGUCUCCUUUCUUACCUUCGCGUUCGUAGUUGCGGCUAGGGUUCUGGGGUCGGAAUAGGGCAGCGGCUGGUGGGAGGUGUAGGGUGACGGUUGUGGUUGGGCGGGGGUGGGCGUAUUAUUCUUUUC